AUGGGGGCGGUCGGAUCCAUGGCGCUCUACGGAGCGUCAGUGUGGGCGGGCGGCCUGAGGGCGCAAAGUCAGAAGCUUCUGCUGAGUUUACAGCGGAAGCUAGCCAUCAGGCUCGUCCGCGGAUACCGGACGCUCCCAUUGGAGGCGGCUUUGGCGGUGUCAGGGUCCAUUCCCUGGGACCUGCUGGCGGGGGCGUACAAACAAAUGUACGAUCGAAAGGAUGACCUCCGCCGGCGGGGUCGCAUCAUGACACCGAAGGCGAUGGAGGCGGCCCGCCGUCUGACUAAACACCAGGCGGUGGAGAAAUGGUCGGAGGCUCUCCUCCGACCAAGAGCCGGACUGCGGGCCGUCCAGGCCAUCCAGCCAGUACUUCAGGAGUGGCUGUCGAGAAAGCCCGGACUCUCAUAUAGAGUCGUGCAGGUGCUCACCGGGCACGGGUGCUUCGGAGAGUACCUGCACGACAAGGUGCGGAGGGAGCCAUCGCGGAGAUGCCACCACUGUACGGAGGUCAGGGACACGGCGCAACACACGGUCGAACAUUGCUCAGCUUGGGCAGACCAGCGCCGUGCCCUGACCAACGUCAUCGGGGGGGACCUUGGGCUUCCCAGUAUGGUCAAGGCCAUGCUGGAAAGCCCACUUAAAUGGGAGGCGGUCGCCUCCUUCUGUGAGGACGUCCUCACGCGGAAGAAGGCGGCCGAAAGAGAGAGAGAGGCCGACCCUGAUGCGCCCCCAAUGCGGCGCAAGAGGCCUACGAGGGAGAAGGUUUGCCGCCCAGGCGGCGAGAGAUUGAGAAGAUCGAGGAGGGGGCGGGAUAGGGGAGAGGAAACUUGCUCUCUCUCCCCGAUCCCGCUCGAUAGAGGUGAGAAGGAGGACUCCUUCGGGGACCAAGGCCGAAUCCCAACCCAUUCUGGGGAAGGAGAGAGCCCGGUCCCCGAAGGAGAAACACCAACGGGAGAGGCGGAACGGAGGGGACGCUUGAGCCCACCCUAA
Molecule: messenger RNA, 990 nt
Organism: Nylanderia fulva
Lineage: Eukaryota; Metazoa; Arthropoda; Insecta; Hymenoptera; Formicidae
Source: RefSeq, a predicted model, not a curated record